GCGUAGGAGGAGACUCGUCUUGCUUCAGAAGGGAAUAGGAGCCGGAGAGCAAUUCCAAAACAGCUGUCCGGCAGACGUCCCAGUCGACAGAAGUGUAGCCCCGAGGCACAGAUAGGAGGCAGGGCAGUGUCAACAAGCCACAGGAGCCCAAAAGCAGCCCCUGAACACACCAUACAGACACACACAUCAACCUGAAGCUGCUGUGCUCAGGAGCACACCAGAUUACCUGCAGAGGAUCAAGAUCUCCCACAUCAGAAUAUCUAAGAAAAGCGGCCAUUUGACCUUUCUACACUGGAGGACAUCACCAGAACUGCUUGAAAUCCUGUAUCGAUGCCGCUAUUGCUUAAAGUUUUUUGGAGUCCUGCCUGGCCGAUGUGCUACUGAGAAUGUAACUGGAGCUUCUGCAAGGGGAAUUAUAACGUCCAGAACUUGGAGAGCAUAUCCGACUUUUCUAUCCUACACACCUGAGAUCUCUUCCGCAGUUGCAGACAUGCCUGCGAAAGCACCCAUAUACCUGAAGCCCACCAAUAGUAAGAAGGGAAAGAAAUGUCGCCUCAGAGAUAUUUUGUCCCCAGACAUGAUCAGUCCACCACUUGGGGACUUUCGCCACACGAUCCACAUUGGCAAGGGAGGGGAGAGAGAUGCCUUUGGGGACAUGUCCUUCCUCCAGGGGAAGUAUGAACUCCUACCUGGGAAAAGGAGCGUCCAGCCUCAGUAUGGCAUACAAAGUGAGUUUCUGAGAGCCCACAGCACUGGUGAUGCUUCCUUUGCCGAGACGCCUUCUCCGGUUCUCAAGAACGCUAUCUCCCUCCCAACUAUUGGUGGCUGCCAGGCGCUCACACUUCCCAUGAUCUCCUCCCCUGUGUUCGCUAUCCCUGCGGAGCCAUCGGACGACAUCAUGGGGUCUACAGCUGCCAUGAAACCUGACAGCGCAGAGGAAGUAGAGAUGCUCCAGAUGGAUGCCCUGUUGCGCUCCCUGGAAGUCUUCAGCAGUGGGCCUUCUUCUCCCUGUGCAGACAUCCAGUCGAAACCAGACGUCCUCCUGGAUCUGCUGGAGAAUAAAGAUAAGUCCUCCUCCAAGGCGGUUUCCAAAGCUAACAAAAUAAACAAAAGCAAACCCAGAUUUGACAAGCCGUCAUCCUUUUAUAUAAAUGGCAACAGCACCUUCAAAACUAACGGAAGCCUGAACAGUAACAAGAGCAGUGACAGCUUUGACAGCUUUAACGGUAAAGGGGACUUCCAGAACAUGACCUGCAAUGGCAGCCGGAGUAUCAGCAGCAACUGCAAUGGUUAUGGACACUUUAACAAUGACAUUACCCUGGGCUUAAAGCAGGAGCUCUCAAAGUGCAAUGGAGAGUGGGUGGACAGGGACAGUGGGGUGGAGGAGGGCCGCAUCUGUGAUUUCGACUUUGGGUUUUCCAAGGAGAAGAGUACGUCACAGGAUUCCCUCACCCAAUUCACAGGGUCAUUCCUCUCCCUUGAACUUGAUCUGGGCCCAUCCAUCCUGGAUGACGUGCUUAACAUAAUGGAUAAACCCGCAAAGAGCAGGCCUUGAGCUGUGCUGCGGCCCUUGGGACGAGAAAGGGAAUAAUUCAACUAAUAGCCAUGAGGACAGAACGAGUCAUUCAAAAUGGUGUCUGGAUAUAUCAUUGAGAUGAAAAUGAGCUACAAUAGACAGAGCUGCUUAUGUUUUUAUUGUUAAAACAUAUUACUAUUCUAGCUUCUAUGGAGUGUUGGUUCUCCUUCUUUUUUUAUUUGCUAUGCCAGCCGCAUGUUUAGGAUGCAUGUGCGAUUGAGUUACUGCUUAAACACAGCCAUUGUGCCUUUUGUUUCGCAUUACUGUAAAAGUGCUACAUAAUAGAUUUGUGUUCUGUUGACUUUCACCGUAUAAUUACACAAUAACUUUGAGGUCCUUACCCUUUUUUAUACAGGCUUGAACAUUUUGCAUUUUGUGACUGGGAGGCGUGUGGCUCAGUGAAUUAGUGCGUUGGUGUUUGGAUCAGGGGAGCACAGGUUCAAACCCCUGCAGUCAGCAGCAUGUCGUUGUGUCCCUGAUAUAUUUCACCCCAAAUUGCUCCUGUGGGGAUUGUCCACAGUAUUGAGUAUGUAAGUCGCUUUGGAUAAAAGCGUCUAACAAGUAACAUGUAAUGUAAUGUGACUUCAAGUGUGUUUAAGAAGCGUUAUUUUUUCUGUCACAUAAUUCAUUUGCCACGUUUCAAACAACAGAACACUAUGCAUAUUUGUGUUGUUAAAACUGUAACACAAAUAAAUAAAUGUUGUCCUAUUCUG
This is a messenger RNA of Gymnodraco acuticeps, 2289 nucleotides long. It is a transcript of the gene cdc42ep3, whose product is annotated as CDC42 effector protein (Rho GTPase binding) 3. The transcript has 2 exons. The record is from RefSeq and is a predicted model, not a curated record. NCBI's taxonomy places the organism in Eukaryota, Metazoa, Chordata, Actinopteri, Perciformes, Bathydraconidae. Bases 491 to 1555 code for a protein of 354 amino acids.